This is a messenger RNA of Bicyclus anynana (squinting bush brown), 1600 nucleotides long. Its product is annotated as golgin subfamily A member 6-like protein 7. Bases 205 to 1521 code for a protein of 438 amino acids. The transcript is spliced from 9 exons. NCBI's taxonomy places the organism in Eukaryota, Metazoa, Arthropoda, Insecta, Lepidoptera, Nymphalidae. The record is from RefSeq and is a predicted model, not a curated record.
UGACAUAACCGUUGCGUUGAGCAAUUUUAUUUGAAAUUUGAAAUUGAAUUGAAAACUGGAACUGGAAACGAGAAGUAAUCAAAAUAUUAUUUAAAAUAUAGAAGUGUUUAGUUAAUUACCGAUCAUACCAUAUAUUAUAAUCCAAUAAAAUAAAGAAUCCGAAUACUAAAUCUUGAUUCAAAGCAGCUGCAAGUGAAACCAAACAUGGAUAAACAAUUCACAGUUGAAUUACUCAUAGCGACGUGGAAUGAAUACUUUCCGACAUACCCGCUGACUACAGAAGACCUGAAGAAGCCUCAGUCUAUGAUGGGAGCCCUUUUCCAAGUGUUUGACCUUUUGAACAUUGAUCCAGAGGCUAUUGUUUCACCACCACCAGAAGAAGAGCGAAACGAGAGCCUCAACUUAUACUGGGACCUAAUACCAGUUAUAAACGCGACCAGAGCUGUCAACCACCUCAUCAUGCUCACACAAAACUCAAUCACAAUCACAAUGUUGCUUCAACCGACCCUGAACACAAGCCAGUCAUUGCUGCUGAUCUUGUACAAUGUUAUUAUAUUUCGUGAAGAGAGGGUGUCACAUAUAGCACCUUUUGAGCAAGAACUGUUCUCUCAGGCAGAUAAGGUUACAGCAUUGAAAGACAAAAAGAAUUCUGUGAUAGAAAUGAUCAACAAACAAUUUGCGGGUAAAGCAGAAAGGGCUGGGAGACUCAAGAAGAUAGAUCGGGAAAUGAAACAACAUGAAGAGGAACUUACUCAAGAGAAAGAAGCCCUCGACAAAGAGAAACAGGAACUGGAAGAGAUACAAAUGGAGUGCAGACAACUGGACGCGACGGUAGAGCAGAAGAAGGGACAACGGGACGCGCUCGUGGCUGAAGUGAACAAGAAGCGCGUCCUGAGGGUGUAUGACGCUGACGAUAUUAAGGCUCAGGUGGAGCAAGCCGCCAAGAACGUGACAGACGCCGAGGAGAAGCUGAACACGCUGCGGACCACGCUGAUGCAGAAGGAGAACAGCCUGAAGAACCUGCAGUCCAUCAAACCCAACCUGGACAUUGCCAACAACUUGUUGUACGAUAUCAUGAAGCAAUCGGAUAGUUUGAGGGACUAUGAGACCGGAGACGCGGACAGCAAAGAGGACGAGCUGGGCGAGCUCACCGCUGAGCUGAGUGAGCUGGAGGCUCAGUUCGCGGAGCUGACCAGCGCGCGCGCGGAGGCUGACAGCAAGCGGCGGGAGGCCAGCUUGAGGCGCCAGCAGGAGCGGGCGAAGGCUCAGAGUAAUCUACGAGAAAUGGAAGAAACUGACAAGAAAGGUGCCGAGAAAUGCAAAAAAGCUGCACAGAAUGUGAUAGAACUCCAAAAGUUGACAGCACAGUAUGAAGAGGAAAAAACGGCUAAGAUUAACAUGCUAAUGGAUAUGAAAGAAAAUUAUACUAAUCAAAUAAAAACUAUCAAUGAAGCAGUUUUGAAGGUGACUAGACAGGCCCAGGAGAAAAUCGAAGCUAAAAUACCGAAGCGGCGAGGAUGAAUGUGAUUGUGUGAUACAUUCUGUUGUUUUAUUUGUAUAAAUACUUUAUUUUAAUGUAAAUAAAAAUUAUUCCUAACAA